GUUGGAAACUUGGGAAGCAAAGCCCAACACAUGGCUAAAAAUGGCGGCACCGCCACACCCUAGCAAACCCCCCACAACACCACCACACUCGCACCCACAGAAGAGAGAGAGAGAGAGAGAGAGAGAGAGAGAGAGAGAGGUAAAGCUAGCGUGGGUUGUAAUUAAGGCCAUUUUCCUUUUUGGAGUUUUGUGGGGUUGAACAUUGAAGGGGAAGGCAGUGAGAAAAACUCAGAAAAGGUGCCCUUUUUUAUUUCAAUUUUUUGAGUUUUUUUUAAUACCAAAUCAUGGGAAAAAGAAAUGGGUUUGCUGAGAAGGGAGCAGCAGCAGAAACAGAGUGGCUGGGUUUGAUGAUGCAAAACACCCAGCAAACCCAACAAACCCAGCAAUCAUUUCCUCGGAAGAAGACGAUGACGGCGAUGCAUCAUCAUCCUCAUCAUCAUGAUCCUCUGCUUGCCAGUGCAGGAAGAGAAGCUUGUGGGGUUUGGGAUAACAGUCCUGGUGCUGGUGGUGGACCUUUGUUUUGCAACACAAGCAAUCCAGUCCCGAGUUGUCCGACUGAAUUAUACAAUCCUGUCGGUUCUGAUUUUGUCCUCCCAAAGUCUCUGCAGCACCAUCUGCCUGGCUCUGAUCACACCUUGGCUUUCAGUUCCUCAGGUGGAAUGGUGAAUGUGAGACUCCCUUUUACAGCAGCUCAAAGGGAAGAGCUUGAGAGACAGACAAUGAUUUACAAGUACAUGAUGGACUCGUCCCCUGUCCCUUCCCAAUUACUUUUACCAACUUCCAAGAACACAUCAAAUGUCCCUCGUUUGUUCCCAAAUUUGGUGAAGGGUUCACUGGAGUUGGGGAUUUCUGGGAGCUCGGAUCCGGAGCCAUGGAGGUGCAAAAGAACUGAUGGAAAAAAAUGGAGGUGUUCCAGAGAUGUAGCUCCGGAUCUGAAGUACUGUGAGAGACACGCUCACAAGACCAGGAACCGUUCAAGAAAGCCUGUGGAAUCCCAAACCCCAAACCCCAACUUCCUCACCAACAACAACAACAUGAGAAGUCCUACGUCUAAUUUUUUCAGACAAAGCAACAUCACCAACCGGCAAAGUUCAUAUUCUAGCAACAUGGUUCCUUGUGCUGCCGCUGCUGCUGGAUCACAUGUCCAACCCAGGUCCUUGGCUUGGUUCAUGAAUGGGGAAGCCCCAGCUGUGGGUGGCUCAAACCAAGAGUGGGGGCAAAUGAUGCAAUUCAAGCUGGGCCUAAAGAGCAGCAGUCACAACUACACAAAGCCUACUAACACAGAUGUGGAUGUUCCAAGGCAACAAACUGAAAGCUCACUGAAUUUGCACACAGAUUACAGAGGUGAAAUCCAAGGCGUGCAAAUUCAACAGACAAGGCAUUUCAUUGAUGCAUGGUCAACAUCAACAUCAGCAGAGAGAGAAGAAGAUAGAGUUUUUGUUUCUCCAAACCAGAAGCUGCCCUUUUCAUCUCUCACUCUAUCAAUGUCUGGAGGGGAAGGAAGCAAUGAAGAGAGGGAAAAUACCCAAAUGGGCCUUGGGGUUUUGGGGGAAGAGAGGGAUAGUGUUGGGGGUUUGAAGUCCCAGUGGAUGAACCCUAUGUCAUGGACGAUGGGGUCACCACCUGGUGGACCAUUGGCUGAAGCUUUGUGCCUUGGCAUUGCUGGUGGUUCUAAUGGCUACAACAGCGGCUCCACCAUCUGGAAGAGCUCUAGUGGAGAUGCUAGGCAAGAAUUUGAUUUGACUAACUGAGGAGGGCAGUGAUGGUUUGUUUUCACUUAAAUGUUUGAAGUUCUAACUUUUGUGUCUGACUCUUGAGGUUGAUCAUGAAUGGGAGAAUAGUUACUGUUUUAGUUGA
Molecule: messenger RNA, 1857 nt
Organism: Pyrus x bretschneideri (Chinese white pear)
Lineage: Eukaryota; Viridiplantae; Streptophyta; Magnoliopsida; Rosales; Rosaceae
Product: growth-regulating factor 8
Exons: 4
Coding region: 285-1751 (488 amino acids)
Biological process (GO): DNA-templated transcription; regulation of DNA-templated transcription; developmental process
Cellular component (GO): nucleus
Molecular function (GO): ATP binding
Source: RefSeq, a predicted model, not a curated record